ACUCCAGUCUGGUAGGUGGCGGUAAAUGCACCUUAAGUUGGUUGCCAUCCGCCAAUAAAAAACAAAAGAAGAAGAAGAAGCAGUACUUUCCGAGAGAUGAUGAAGAAUCUGGAUAUCUACUGACGGCAGCCGUCCAGAACACACACUCUCCUGUUAAGGCAGAAGAAAUGGCACCUUUAGCUGGGACAGAGCUGAUCCACACACCAGUGCAGCUCUAUCGACACCUGCUGCGAUGCUGCAGGCAGUUACCAUCAGCAGCCACGCAGCAGCAUUACCGGCACGCCAUACGACAGGGCUACAACAGCCACUCAGACGAAGACGACCCAGAGAGGAUACAGAUGAUCAUCCAGAGGGCCGUCAAGGAUGCAGAAUGGAUUUUAGAUAAAUAUACCAAGAAGAAGUAGCCUCCAUCAGCCACGAGGACAUCGUGCUGUAAAUAUUGUUUUGUUUCCAAUAAAUUAUUUCAAUGCAA
Messenger RNA from Xiphophorus hellerii (green swordtail), 472 nucleotides. It is a transcript of the gene lyrm9, whose product is annotated as LYR motif containing 9. The transcript has 4 exons. Bases 168 to 404 code for a protein of 78 amino acids. The record is from RefSeq and is a predicted model, not a curated record. Lineage: Eukaryota; Metazoa; Chordata; Actinopteri; Cyprinodontiformes; Poeciliidae.